AGGAGCCUAACGUCCAAUCAGAGAAGACUUCACUUUUAAACCAGAGACUGUAGUUCCUUCUCCCUGAAACCCACAACAAACACCAGCACCGACCCCAGCAGAGAGGUGUGGGCUCCGGGUUACGUGAGAGACUCAGUCGGUAGGUCUUGACUCGUCCACAGCUGGUCCAUGGAGGAGGGAGAGAGAGAUUGGGUAGAUGUGGCAAAUGAUCUACUCAGCAAGUGUCCCAUAAAGCUAAGGCUGAAGAAGCUGAUGGACUGCGACGCAAAUGUCUUCACUGCUCUGUAUGAAAACAUCUUGGGGGAGAAAGUUCCAGAUUACAUUGCAGCGCCAUGCAGCCAAGAGGAUGACAUCCACAACGUUCAGUCUGUGAUUGAUUCACUUUCCCUGGAUUACCUUCAGAUCAGUCUCUCACACAUUACAGGAGAAAAUGUCGUCAGUGGCGACAAAGAGUCUAUCAAGAACCUCCUGGAAAUCUUCGAUGGCCUCCUGGAAUAUCUCAAGGAGGAGAUAAGCGAGGAGUCACAGAACGGUGAAGAACUGAAUGACGGUGUCAAUGACGAUGUGCCUGAUGAAACCAAGGAGCCCACAAUCUGCAAUGCCACACAGAAUAAGGAGGCUAACCUGGAUGGAGGAUCUUUGUUUUCCAGUGGAGAGUCCGCUCUCCAUUCCAGUAAACAUUCCCUCCAUACCUGGAAUGCUGAGGAGAUGGGAUCAACCAGUGAGCUAAUUGGGCUGGGAGUCUCCGCACGCACAUUCACAUCCAAACAAGAAGACGCAGUCCCCACCUCUGGUCCUCUGGACGCCCAGGACACUCCACUGACUGAGCAGCUGCCCUCAGCCGUCGCUCUGCAGCCUCCCUCUCAGAGAGACACCCCCCGCGGACCCGACACAGACCCACACUUGCCAACCAAAUCCAGUCAAGGGCAUGCAGAGGAGGGAUCCGCUCCUGUCACUACAGAGACCGCUAAACCGCCAGCUGAGACAGUUGUUACCAAUGGACUACAGUCUCCUCCUCCCCAGUCUCCAGCUCCGAGUGAGACGUCUUUGUCCAGUCAGCAAAGAGCCGGGAGAGAAGUAGAGGGGGAGACACUAGAGCCGACCAAUGGGGGUCCCAGGAGGGUUUUAUUCCGCACCAAGCCAGAUGUGCUCUUCCUCAGCCUGCAGGAUGAGAGGAUAGUUACAACCCCUUCUCCACCAGAUGCUGAGGGGGAAGAGCAAGAUGAGGAGUAUCUAGGUCAUACACUAAAACAACCGGAUGGCAGGAUAGAUCCCAGAGCUGGGACAGGCCUCAGUAGCAGGUUGGAGGAGCCUCUGUCGUAUCGCAGACAGAGGAACAAGCAAACAGAAGAGGAGCUGCAUCACUUAUCUGAAAACCUUUCGCAUCGACUUGAGGAACUCGAUCAGAUGCUCAAACGAGUUCUUGGGGAAAGCGGAGAGUCCAGUGAAGUCAGAGAGGAAGACAAGCAGUCCCACCACAGUGACAGCGUCAUGGAGUGUGGCAGGACUCCCAGACAACACACAGUUUUAGGAACAGUUGACGGUGAAUCCACCCACCGGACACGCUCCUUAUCCCCCUCCCCUCCACGGGUCCGUCGCUCCCUGCACGGACAGUUAGAAGAUGCCAUGGCAGAGGCCUUGAGUCCGGAUGAUGGGAGACAAACCAACCUUGCAGCUACUGAUCAUUCAAGGCCAAGAGAGCUACACGGCAGACUGUCUCACAGAAAACAUAGCAAGUAUCUGGAGAAUGAUGCCUAUGAGGAGGAGUUGAAAAGAUAUAAAGACAAAGAACGGGCAGAUCUAGACAAGGCACGCCUCAAAGCUCAACAAGCCGAGCGCCAGUACAGAGAGGCCAUACUACGGGAUGUUUCCGAAGCCCCCAGACUGUCCCCAGCAAGAACGAAGGCCCAGCGUAGUUCACAACGUAACGUACAAACCACACCAGGACGGAGAAGGCAAGAGGCCCCCAGGAAAGCUCCUUCAAUGAAAGUGAAGGAGAAUGAACUCCUUCCUGUACUCCUUGAUGAGUUGCCCCACCUUCACAUUUCCCCCCACGCCCUGGGUCGGAUGUGGGAGCAACAGAUGCAGCAGGUGGACAGACUCCAUGCCCUGUCAUCCCCUCAUAGCCAGCGUCGCAGCAAACUCUCAACCCAGGUGGAAGAAGCCCGGAGGAAACAUGACCUGCUGGUGGAGAUCGUCCGUAAAGAUCAGGACCACAACAGGCGUCUGAGGGAUUUCAAAGAGCGUAUCCAACAGCAGAAGUCGACCCAGAACAGACUGAAGGAACAGAGGCAGCAGAUAGCACGUGCCAAGAAGUACCACAGCGACUACCAUGUCCAGCACCGUGCCCGCCUGAUGAGGGCACGCACCGAGGAGGAGAAGAUGUUUCGGCAUUUGUUUGAGGAGGGUUUGGAGCUACAGAAAGUUCGGUUGCGAGAACAGAAAGCCUACGCUAAGGAGCAGCGGCUGGAACAUCAGAGACGACACCAGAACCAGAUCAAGUCCAUGGAGAACUACUACAAAGACCAAUUUUCACUACUUUCUGAAAAACUUGCCCAAGAGCGGCAGGAGAUACACGUCCGGAAAAAAGCUCAAGAAAAGCUGGCCAUUGUUUGCAGCGUUCAACAUCUGUCGGCUCUGCUGAAGAUGAAGCGAGAGCUGCGUUCCAGGAUGGAGCGUGAAAUCGGUGAAUUGCAGAACAUCAUCAUCCAGAACGAUCAGGACGACCAUUUCCAGGAUCUGGAGGUCCAGACGCUGCGCAAUCGGGUCCAGAUGGCUUCCUUCCAGUACAACACUAGCUAUCUGCACUGAGCAGGGAGGCGAGACACAGGGCUGUUCUAAGCUCAGCUCAAUCAAAGCUUGAUUUACAUCAAAUGCUGCAAAAGACUUAGUCCUGCUUCUCACAACUAAGGGUACGACAUCCUGACGGCUGAACAGUACUGUCUCCUCGACCUCUUCCCUCAGAGAUUUGCACAAAAGAGGAAAUUAAGAACUUAUACAAGUCCUGAUGGUUAUUAAUUAACUGAACACACUCAACAAAAUGUAGCUAUUAGCUAAUUUAGCUAACUUCCUCUCACCUCAGCUGCUAUACGUGAACUUAAGGACCCCUUGGACCAAGUCUCCUUCUUCCAUGGGUUUUAGUACUUGAUUACUAAGAAUGUUUUGAAAUGCCUCCCUCACUGUGCAGUCUUUGUGUGCUGAUAUUGUAGCAAACAACUAGUAAAAAAUGUUCUUCCUCUGCCAAAUAGGGAGCACCGAUGCAAAGUUAACCAGCACGAAUGUCCCACAUUGACAGAUUUUUAACUUCCAUUUCCCCCCCCCUAAUAUGUGCGAUGUCUUCCUUUUGUGAUUUAACCAUGCAAGUGGAUUAUUUAUUUUUUAAGCUUUAAUGUUGUUUGAUUUUUAAUUAACCUGGUGUUGUGCUGUCCGAUCACCAGGGGCGAUGAUAAUCAAGUCUUUCAUGACUUUUCCUAUUCCCCAGAUUCAUUGAUUGUUUUUACUCUCUGUCAGAACUAAACAUAUGGUAGUUUUAAACCAAUACAAAGGGUUGCAAUGUUAAACUGUCCAUUAAUAUUGUAUAAUAAGCACACAAAUGUCCCUUUAUCAUCAUCCAUUAAAUGUGUGGGAUCCUAAA
This is a messenger RNA of Anoplopoma fimbria (sablefish), 3634 nucleotides long. RefSeq names its product centrosomal protein of 95 kDa-like. Lineage: Eukaryota; Metazoa; Chordata; Actinopteri; Perciformes; Anoplopomatidae. The transcript has 22 exons. Bases 169 to 2811 code for a protein of 880 amino acids. Gene Ontology annotation, cellular component: spindle pole; centrosome. The record is from RefSeq and is a predicted model, not a curated record.